This is a messenger RNA of Cadophora gregata, 510 nucleotides long. RefSeq lists its product as uncharacterized. The record is from RefSeq and is a predicted model, not a curated record. Lineage: Eukaryota; Fungi; Ascomycota; Leotiomycetes; Helotiales; Ploettnerulaceae. The transcript is spliced from 2 exons. The coding region runs from base 1 to 510 and encodes 169 amino acids.
AUGGAGAGUGCGAUCGGAGUAGGAAUCGAGGCCGUGAAGACACUCGUUGUCCUCAUCCAGGAUGUACAGGAUGCGCCAGAUCUCGUUGCAGACAUCAAAGACACUGCUCACCAGUUCCGUGGUAUUCUUGAUGGCUCAAGUGACCUACGGAAGAUUCGGUAUCUCAACGCCAAACAGAUGGAUGAUAUGAUCUCCAGUCAGAAGAUUUGCAUCGAGCAACUUCACGCUAUCACAGCGAUACUCCGAAGCUAUUUCAACACCAAGAAGAGCUCUUUUUCUGUUACUGCUUCAUUGAAGUUUGUUCUGUUUCAGAAAGGAGACUUAGAAUCACACAUGGAAAAGUUGAUCCGUCAUACGGAGCUCCUUGAGCAGCUCAUCGAGCAACUCAGGGCCAAUGCUCCCAGUAGAGAAAUAUCAUUCUCUAUCGCACAGGGUCAGAGGCCGGUGCAGAACAUCGAGCAAUACGCCUUCACAAAGAUGACUGCUCCAGAGACUGCUUCCGACAAGUAG